UACAUUCUUUCUCAUUGACUGGAUUUCACUCUGUUCUUAUGAGUAUCAGAAGUCAUUUAAUCUGAUUGAACUCUGUUAUAAGAAAGUAUCUUCCGAUUUUGUCUUUACCCCCGUUGUGCCAAAUCUAACAUGUGCUACAAGAAACCAUAUGGAAUACUCUGUUUAGAUGGUGAUGAACUUGUAAGUGCUUUGGUUCGCUGAAACACAAUGUCGGACGAUAAUAUGCCACAUAUUUCAUAUGGGGUUGACAGUCGUGGAAGAAUAGUGCGUAUUGAAUCAGGGAUAACCAGAGCAAACAUUAGGCGUCUUCCAAGCAUAGAAGAAGCGUUAAGGAGACUCAGUACAAACCUCAGAGCUGAAAGACUUGCCAGUGAAUCUAGUAAUGCAGAAAUAUCUGAUUUAGUGGUAAGAAUGGCACCAUCCGAAGAGGAAAGUUCUCAGAAUGCAUGGGAUGAUGUGACAGAUCAGGAGCUGUCAGUUGAUAUUACUGAUGGCGCAUCUUCACCGAAUCAGCGUACCUCUAGUGUACCAUCAUUAACUUCUGAAGAAGACAGGCGAUACUGUUGGGUAUGCUUUGCAACAGAUGAAGAUGAUGCUACAGCAGCCUGGGUCAAACCAUGUCACUGUCGAGGCACUACAAAGUGGGUUCAUCAGGGUUGUAUACAGAGAUGGGUCGAUGAGAAACAGAAAGGUCAUGCUAACCACUCUGUGGCCUGUCCGCAGUGUAACACGGAAUAUAUUAUAGUUUAUCCAAAUAUGGGUCCAUUAGUCAUAAUACUUGAUACUAUUGAUGCAGUUAUCUUUCGAGUAUGCCCUUUCAUUGCUGCUGGAAUAGUAGUUGGGUCUAUAUAUUGGACGGCUGUAACUUAUGGUGCUGUUACUGUUAUGCAAGUAGUGGGCCAUAAAGAUGGCCUUACCAUGAUGGAACAAGCAGAUCCUUUAGUCUUACUAGUUGGUUUGCCAACUAUUCCAAUUAUGUUAGUUUUGGGAAAAAUGCUUCGGUGGGAAGAUCAAGCUCUUAGUUUUUUAAGACGGCACGCAUCUAAAGUUCCUAUUUUGAGGCAUUUUCUACCAACUAGUUAUUCUGAUGAGGACACAAGUGUACAAUCUGAGGAUAUACCACCAAUGAAUGAUCCAGUAUCUGCAACCCGUGUUCUUUGCGGUGCACUUCUAUUGCCAACCAUUGCCAGCGUAUGCGGAAGAUUAUUCUUCGAAAGUAUAAGCUCCAAUUUCCAGAGAACAUUAUUGGGUGGUGCUGCUUUUAUAACAAUAAAGGGUGCUUUCAAGAUAUAUCACAAACAGCAACAAUACAAGAGGCAAUGCCAGCGGCGCGUAAUGGACUAUACAGAGAGCAAUGUGGCAUUAUAUAGAAGGCAACAAGAUUCUGAAAGCGAGCGAAGUUAAAUAUUGCAUCAACGAAUAUUUGAAUGCCAAUUUAAUGGGUGUAAGAAUUAU
This is a messenger RNA of Linepithema humile (Argentine ant), 1455 nucleotides long. Its product is annotated as E3 ubiquitin-protein ligase MARCHF5-like. Gene Ontology annotation, molecular function: zinc ion binding; ubiquitin protein ligase activity. The record is from RefSeq and is a predicted model, not a curated record. NCBI's taxonomy places the organism in Eukaryota, Metazoa, Arthropoda, Insecta, Hymenoptera, Formicidae. Gene Ontology annotation, biological process: protein polyubiquitination; regulation of mitochondrial fission. Gene Ontology annotation, cellular component: mitochondrial outer membrane.